Molecule: messenger RNA, 1251 nt
Organism: Malaya genurostris
Lineage: Eukaryota; Metazoa; Arthropoda; Insecta; Diptera; Culicidae
Product: putative odorant receptor 92a
Exons: 5
Biological process (GO): sensory perception of smell; detection of chemical stimulus involved in sensory perception of smell
Cellular component (GO): plasma membrane
Molecular function (GO): olfactory receptor activity; odorant binding
Source: RefSeq, a predicted model, not a curated record
UUGACAAGUAGCUGUUUCAUGGGGAACAGCAUGGCACACUUAGACUCAAACCCGGUGGCAUCGCCGUACAUCUCAGUGCUUACGAUGCAGUUGGUGCAGGAAAUUUCCCACCCAAAGGCGCGUGUCCUUCCGUUGGGGCUAAAAGUGCUCCAGCACAUUGGCCUGUGGGGGACUCAGCGUAAUCGAUUCAAAUAUAUUUUCCUGGUUGGCUCCCUGGUAGUCGUUUGGAUCGGUCCGAAGCUAGUGUUUGGACCCGGCAAGGAGGGUUUCAAUUCGCUAAUUCGAAGCACGGCGGAAGCGAUAUUUUUGACCGAAAAUUGCAUCACCAUGGUCUCGUUUGCCGCUAAAAACCAAACCUUCGAGCAGCUGAUCGACAUUUUGGAGUGCAUUCUACAGCGCAAGUGGCCGGAACAGCUGGAGGACGAGAUUGAGUCCUUCAAUCGGCGGAUGGAAAAACUGUCAAAAAUUUACGCUAUUUACAUCGCAUUUUUACUUUUUGUUUUCCUAAGCGUUCCUACUCUGACCUCGGUGAUACAGUUGAUCACCUUAGAUGAAGCCGAUCGUGGAGAUUUCACUUUGAUUUACGAACUUCAAUUCUACUGGUUGGAUAUUCUGCGAAAUCCGACACACUUCUUCAUAUUCACGGCAUUCUGCUACCCAGCGUCGUGCUGUUCGGCUGUGAUAGUUGCCUUGAAAGGAAUUGUAUUCCAACAGAUAAUCUACUACGGAUCGAAACUGUUCGAUCUGUUGGCCAAACGAAUUGACGCUAUGGCUAACAUAGCCCAAUUGAACGGACGUCGCGUGGAGUUACGGGAAAUUAUCGUGCUGCAUCAGAUGGCGUUGAAAUAUCUGGAACAUCUGGAAAGCACCAUGACUGUGAUUUUGAUGAAUCAAAUGAUGAGCUGCACUCUCGUUUGGUGUCUGAUGCUGUUCUACGUCACCAAGAAUUUCGGUCCGGAAGCAGUUCCCGUAAUUAUUCUGUUUCUACUGAUGGUAGUGGAAAUGGCAGUCUAUUGUACCAAUGGUACUAUUCUGAGUGAUAAGGCAGCAAAAAUCGCAAAUGCCAUGUACGCAUACUCCUGGUAUCGGGAACCCGUCGAUGUGCAGAAAGCAGCUCAGUUUAUUAUACAACGUGCCCAAAAACCGGCUGGCGUUACCGCGGCCAAGUUCUACUUUGUAGAUAUUGAAAAAUUUGCAACAACCGCUCAGGCAACCUUUUCCUACUACUUGAUCCUGAAGAAUAGUUUGUAA